AUGACUUUUUUCACACAGAAAUCUGUGAUAUGGUGUUUUCUCCUUGUUCUGUUUGACUGUCGCUGGAGAGCGGUCGCAGGGCAGCUCUCUUACUCCGUGUCGGAAGAGGCGAAUAUCGGGACAUCUGUAGGAAACAUCGCGAAGGAUCUGAGCUUAAAUAUUCAUGAGCUGGAGUCGCGAAUAUUUCAGAUUGUCGCUGGAUCUAAGAAGAAAUAUUUCGAGGUAAAUCGAAAGACUGGAUUUCUGUACGUGAAGGAGAGAAUAGACAGAGAAGAGCUUUGUCUUAAGGCGCCUAAAUGUACCGUAAAUGUAGAGGCGGUAAUCAAUAACCCUUUAAAGCUUUACCGUAUAGAAAUUAACAUUUUAGAUGUGAAUGACAAUGCACCGUCCUUCAGUACUAAAUAUCAGUAUUUAGACGUCGCGGAGAAUACUCUACCGGGACAGAAAUUUCCCAUCUCGUAUGCGUCUGAUGCAGAUGUAGGUAAAAACAGACUGAAUAGUUACAGCCUAAGCCCUAACGAAUAUUUCUCAUUAGCCGUGAGCAAAUUGGGAGAACAAAGUGUUUCUGCGGAGCUGGUGCUGCAAAAAGGUUUAGACCGGGAGAAACAGUCCGUGAUCCAUCUCACGCUCACCGCUGUAGACGGAGGUACUCCGUCUAAAUCCGGUACUUCGGAGAUAAUCAUCAAUGUGUUAGAUAGUAAUGAUAAUGCCCCGGUUUUCAGUCGACCUGUGUAUAAAACAAGUGUUUCUGAAAAUGUGCCUACUGGCAAAACGAUUUUUACGCUCAAUGCAACGGAUGUAGAUGCUGGAAUAAAUAGUGAAAUUUUAUAUUCAUUAAGAAAAACAGACCAAGACCAUGUUUUAGAUGUGUUUCAUGUUGAUCCUAGUACCGGUGUUAUUACAGUAAAAGGCGAUAUUGAUUAUGAGCAGAGCAGAGCUUUUGAAAUUCGUGCACAGGCAAGUGACAAAGGACAACCGCCGAUGUUGGCCCACUGCAAAGUGCUGGUUCAGGUCCUAGAUUUAAAUGACAAUGCUCCCGAGAUAACAGUGACAUCGCUGCUGCAGACAGUGAAGGAAGACACCAAGGCUGGCACUGCCGUGGCUCUUGUGUCAGUGAGUGACAGAGAUGAUGGGAAAAACGGUGUGGUGAAUUGUAUUGUUUCCAACAAAGUUCCCUUCAAACUUCAAACAAACUACAAAAACCACUACUCUUUAGUGGUCAGUGGCCCUCUAGACAGAGAGAGUGCCUCUGUGCAUAACAUAACUAUCAUAGCCACUGAUGAAGGCACCCCGCCUCUCUCUAACCGCACUGUGAUUACUUUACAAGUCUCUGACGUGAAUGACAACGCGCCGUACUUUCAAGAGUCCGUCAUGAAUGUUUACAUAAAAGAGAACAAUCAGAUUGGUGCUGUUAUGAAAACCGUUUCUGCAUUUGAUGCUGACAUAAAUGAAAACGGACAGACUGCUUAUUCAGUUUUAGAAAGUAAAAGCAGCGCUUUAACUUUAUCUAGUUUGAUUAAUAUAAAUUCAGUUACAGGCGAUAUCCACAGCUUGCAGUCCUUUAACUAUGAGGAAAUAAAAAUGUUUCAGUUUAAAGUUCAAGCCACAGACUCUGGAGUUCCUCCUCUGAGUAGUAAGAUGACUGUGAACGUUUUUAUCAUGGACGAAAAUGACAACAGUCCUGGGAUUCUUCCGCCAUAUUCUGAUCAUGGGUCUGUUAAUACCGAGAAUAUUCCGUUCUCCGCUGAAGCGGGUUACUUCGUGGCGAAGAUAAGAGCAGUAGACGCCGACUGUGGUUAUAACGCGCUGCUUUCUUAUCACAUCUCUGAACCUAAAGGAAACAACCUCUUCCGCAUCGGAACCAGCAAUGGGGAGAUCAGGACUAAGAGGAGAAUGAGUGACAAUGACCUGAAAACACACCCCCUGGUCAUUAUGGUUUCUGAUAACGGAGAGCCCUCACUGUCAGCGACUGUGUCUAUUGAUGUCGUGGUUGUUGAAAGCGGGAGUGACAUUCAAACAAAAUUAAGACACGUGCCGAUGAAGGAGGAGAGUUUCUCGGAUUUAAAUCUGUAUUUGCUGAUCGCCAUUGUGUCGGUGUCAGUGAUCUUUUUACUGAGCCUCAUCAGUUUAAUAGCUGUGAAAUGCUACAGGACAGACGGCAGUUUCAGCAGGUACAGCGCCCCAGUGAUCACCACCCACCCUGACGGGAGCUGGUCUUACUCCAAAUCUACUCAGCAGUAUGACGUGUGUUUUAGCUCCGACACACUGAAGAGUGACGUAGUGGUUUUCCCUGCUCCGUUUCCACCUGCGGAUGCGGAACUGAUCAGUAUUAAUGGAGGGGACACUUUCAAUAGAACACAAACACUCCCUAAUAAAGAGAAGGUAAGGUGUUAUCUGUGCUUUUUGGUGCGUUUAAAUUUCCGUGCGUUUUGUUCAACGUAG
This is a messenger RNA of Electrophorus electricus (electric eel), 2442 nucleotides long. NCBI's taxonomy places the organism in Eukaryota, Metazoa, Chordata, Actinopteri, Gymnotiformes, Gymnotidae. The record is from RefSeq and is a predicted model, not a curated record.